Messenger RNA from Vanrija pseudolonga, 4415 nucleotides. RefSeq lists its product as uncharacterized. NCBI's taxonomy places the organism in Eukaryota, Fungi, Basidiomycota, Tremellomycetes, Trichosporonales, Trichosporonaceae. The transcript is spliced from 12 exons. Bases 125 to 4267 code for a protein of 1380 amino acids. The record is from RefSeq and is a predicted model, not a curated record.
CCCAAACUUGUCCCACCCACCCAUCCACCCACCCAUAUAAGGGGCCAGCAACAACAAACAACCCCCCUCCGCUCUCGGCUUUCCUCUCGUUACUGCGGUCCAUGGCUAGGCCCUUUCGCUCGUCAUGAGCAGCUCGCGCUUGAAGAAGGGCAAGGCGCCGGCCACGGCGGCAUCGUCGUCGUCCAAGCGCACCGCGAAGGGCACCGCGAAGGCUAGCUCGAAGGGCAAAGCCAAGCGCCAGUUCACAUACGACCCCACCCAGUCCGAGUCGGACGUCACAGAGGACGACGGCGAGGGCGACGUCGAGUAUGAAGUCGACGCCAUCAAGUACGCGUGGUGGCAAGACGAGCCUAGAGACGACCGAGGAUGGCGCUACGGUGUCAUGUGGAAGGGCUACCUCAAGUCGACAUCAGACACUGUUGAGCCCCUGACGUCGUUCAACGAGGAUGAGGACGGCCGCAUCCCAUUCAUCGAUGAUUUCUGGCAAGCUGUCGCAGACAGGCCCCUCAUGAGAGGCACCCACGAGCCGUUGUCCGGUCGGGUUGACGAGAUCCUAGAGACGCCCAAGGCUCUGCUCGAGGAGUGGCUCGCUAAAUGCCGGCCAAGACGCGACUACGAAGCCUACCGAAGACGUCGAAGAGCCGAAAGAAACGAGGACAUGAUCACCAAGGGCAUGUCAGAUUACUACAUCAACCACAAAUCGCUCUUGAAGUUCCGCAGAAAACAGGCCGCGAAGGCGGCGGGAAAGAAGAUUGACAGCAGUGAUAGUGACGAUGCGCCGAAGCCGCCAAAGAAGAAGGCUCGCGGCGACAUGGGACCCCCUGCGCCAGUCAAGCCCAAGAAGCAAUCGACUCCGCCAGAAGAGGAUCUUCCUUACUCGGGCCCGUUCCCCGUGUCGGCUGAGGCAGGCCCCUCGCCACAGGCCGGCCCGUCUCAUAGGAACCUUUCCGAAACGGCGUUGCUCGACUCGCUGUUCGAGGAGCGCUCCUCACAGGACGCUGGAUCCCGAUCCUCUUCCCAGCCAAAGGCCCCCGUCCCGGCACCACCAGCCCCCAAACGUCGCCUUGUCGUCGAUAGCUCGCCAGAACCACCAUCACAGGACGAGCAUGCUCGUCGAGCAGCAGAGCGUGCUGACAAGGUAUCCAAGAUGGGCAAAAUCAAGAAACAGAAGCCAGAACCCAAGUCUGUGCCUGUUGAUCCUCCCACGCCCAAGUCGACCGUGUCCUCGAACGGGCCAAUACCGCCCUCCGCCCCUGCGGCGUCGCCCUCCUUUGGUGUCCUGGAUCCGGGUAUCUUUGGCACUGCGCCAUCACCAGCGGUACCUUCACCGGCUAUGCCGUCGCCGAGCAUGCCAUCACCGGCACAAUCACCGUACAUUCCGCCGGCCGCCGCGGCGCAACAGCGAGACCAGAAGCCGCUGUUCGACUUUGGCAACGCCGAAGGGAGAUCGCCUACCGAAUCGGAGAUUGACAUCGACGAGGCCAUCACUGUCAAGGCGGAGGAGGGGGCUGCUCCAGAGGAGCCAGCUCCUGCCGCUGAGGAGCCUAUGGCCGUGGAUGAAGAGGUGGUCCCGGCGCCGAAGGUAGUGGAGCUCCCCGAGGCGGUCUCUACAACAGAUGCCCCGGCAGACGCUGAGGAGAUGGCCGCACCGGAUGCGGUACCCCCAUUGCCCGCCAAAGACGCGAUCGUCACCCCGCCUCCCGACGAGACCCCCGCGGCGACGUCGCCACAGAAAGAUGUUGCUCCAGUCCAAACCCGAUCAGCCCCAGCUGUCACUGCCCCCAGCAGCUCGACAGCGACGGUGCCUCCGUCUGCUGGACUUCCGCCAAAGCCGAUCGGUGCCCCCGCUGAGGAAACCAAGCCUACCCCAGCGCUCCCUCCGCGCCAACGCGGAAAGUACGUGCAGCCAAAGAGGAUACAGAUGAUGGACACCCCGACUAGCGCCAAUCCGCAACUCAAGCGAUUGGGAAAGCUGGUCACCAAGACUUCGGGGACAGCAUCCGCCGGGCCGUCGUCCGCAGGACCAUCAUCCGCCACAUCUGGACCUUCAGCAGGCAUCUCCCCUUCUGGGCCUCCACCCUUCCCUCUCGCAGGGACAUUGUCGGGAUCAGGCGUCAGAUGGAAGAGUACGCCUGCCGCACAGGUGGUAGCGGCCUCUGCUAAACCGCCGUCUUCAAACUAUGUCCCAAGGGGUGCGCCUGCGGCUGGUCCCGGACAGCAGGGAGCAAGGUCGCCCGUCAACACUCUAGCUGGAGGCAUAUCACCUCUCGCUGGGGGACGCUCCCCUCAUGACGCACGAGGCGGCGGGGCCUCUCCCUACGACGCUCGUGCAGGCGGCCGCUCUCCUUAUGAUCAGCAACGCGGGGACGUUCGCCCUCCCACCAACCCGUAUAGCAACAGGUCCCCCAUCUCGGGCAACUUGUCACCGCUCUAUGCAGGCAACACUCUGAUGUCAACUGUGUCAGGAGCCGUCGGAAAACAGCGGGUUGACGGUGCCAGUGGCUGGAGCAACGGACAGUCUGCGGCAGCGCCUCCCAAUGGCAACCGCUCCCCUCCGUGGGCUCAGGCUCAGCCUUCUUCAUCAGGAUUUGCUCGACCUACACGACCACCACCGGUGGGGCGCCCUGCGACUGUUGACCCCACACGCGACCCAAGGCGAAGGGCCGCUGCGGGAGCUGGAGCGUCUGCCAACCCGGCACCUUCAACAGCAGGGGCUCCUCCCGCAAUGCGACCACCGACAAGUACUGCACCACAGUUACAGCCGCUCGGCGAGCUCAGCGUGGCUCUCGCUGGUCGCACUGGCAAGGAAUCGUACGAGCUCAAAGUCUCAAGAGGCUCGACGCAAAACAGCAGCGGCAUCUUCUCGCUCUCGCGGUACAUUAGCGACGUGAAGACGAGGUCCACUUUCAUGACGGAGAACGCCCACGCCUGUCUGGACAUGGCGCUUGGGCAGGGCGCUUUCGUCCGAGAAUGGGCCCAAGUCCAGGUGGCGCCCGAGAACGCUCGCGCCUGGGAGGCUCGUGUUGCUGUCCUCAAGGAUAGCAACAAUAAGGGAGCAAAGAUCUUGGUUCUGCGAGAUGAAGUGCGGCCGGCAGGGCUCCUCAAGGGUCACGACUUGCUGAUCUUGGCUCGCGCCGAGGACGCCGCGAUUGACUCCAUGCUGGGUCCUUUCCAAAUCGACCAGCUGGGUGUCGUACUCAUCAUCGUCGCAAUGCCGCUGGUUGGAAAGCCGUUACCGACCCUGCCGAAUCCGGUCAACCCCGAUUUCGAGGUCAUCCCGCAGAUGCAGCAGUCGGCAGCGAAUGCUACGACCAUCCUCCAGAGUUAUGGGCUUAACGAUACCGUGCUGUCGUCCUUCCGGGGCAAGACUUCUGCGAUUCUCCCCAAUCUCUCAGGUACCAGGGAGUACGAGACGGUUCAGAAGGCCCUCGUCGAGAAUGGCGUCCUGCCACCAACUUCUGACCCGCCUGAGGUCACCAUUAUCCUCAAUGGUCAUUGGCCCCGGGUUCUGAGCUCAACAGCCCUGCAGAAGUACGUGCAGUCGAACACGACCAAGUUCUACUGCCUAGGGCCGGACCUCCAGCUCCCAGUCGGCGACUGGCCUCUGCGGGAUAUCUGGUACAACGGCGGCCUUGUCAUGUUCUCUCCCAUGAUGGUGAUGAGCGAGCCCGGCAAGGUCCGAGAAGUGCUGAAGAGGAUCCGAUCUGUCGAAAACUGGGCGGCGUAUAUCACGCCGUUAACCGUUCUCUACAUCGCAGAGUCUUGGGAUAAGAAGCAGCGUUGCCCAGACAAAAGUGCGACCGUCGCAGUAUUGUCCGAACUGCUUUUCGCCAACGAGGAUCUCGACGGACUCGCAGGCGACCGACCUACCGACAGCGGCGGCUUGGCCGUCUCCAUGACUCCACCAGACUUGGAGUGGCGCAGAGCUUGCGCCACAUGGAUCGACUGGCGUGAACGGGUCAAGCAGUGCACUAGCUUUGAUGCCCUGAUCGAGCUGUGCAAGUCGGUUGUGGGCGAAGGCGGCCGUUUACUUCGCAGCGGUGGUGCAUCCCCGACCAAGACGAUUGCACCCCUCGAUGCCCUCUCGGUGGACGAAGGAAACAUCCGGGACCUCAUGGACAUGCGAUCACGACCGGAAAUUGUCCCCUACCGGCGGUUCAUGUACAUCGGAGGAUGGGCUCCGAAGCUUGAUGAGAAGCACGUAAACCGGGUUGAAUUCCUGCGGACUGCAGAUGAGUUCAACUGGGUGUUCUCCAACUCCUUGUGAGCAAGGAGGCGCCUGUAAACUACAUCUCCACUCAACCCUUGGGGUGUGUGUAGAGGCCACAAAGGCACGACGAGGAGCGACGAGCAGCGGAAGACCCGCGGAUAGCAGCUGUAGCAAAUGUUGCUCAACAUGUAUAAUAUACGCCACG